AUGUUGCGAAUAUUCAUUUUAUUGUGCGUUGUGGCAAUUCAAACGAGUUUUGUGUUUUCUAAAUCACCAGGACCACAAAAAUGUAAAGCAAAACCAUGCAAAGGAUCAGAUAAAUUUUGUGAAUACCAAAUCAACCCAGAAACGUGUGAAUGUGAGCCUUUUGUAUGCUGUUCCAUUCCUUAUUGUCCCAAUGGGUAUAAAGUUUGCAAUUCUUGUUCAAAUUGCAAGUGCAAAGAAGGAUGUCCCAAAGAAGAAUGUGAACAACCUGCUGACAUUUUCUGUUCAGCAAGUCGCGAUCCAACAACUUGUGAAUGUCAAACUGUUUGCUGUUCAAUUUUUUGUCCAAAUGGAAUUGACUGGGAUAACUGCACUUCAUGUUCUAAUUGUGCUUGCUUACCAAUCUAA
This is a messenger RNA of Clunio marinus, 405 nucleotides long. NCBI's taxonomy places the organism in Eukaryota, Metazoa, Arthropoda, Insecta, Diptera, Chironomidae. The record is from the annotation of a GenBank genome assembly.